GAGUAUCCGACUGGACCGGUUCUGAUUCUUUUGAUCGGUACAACAGUGCGUUGUCACCCGCCAUCUGACAGAGAUAGACAAACAGUUAAUUUAGCAUUUAAUCGUUAAGAUCGUCACCGACUCUCAAGACGUGUUGGAAAGCGCUGCGCGCACCCCAAACCGGAAGCUGUAGUUUCAGGGUGGCUUUGCUGUGUAACGGCUGGGUGAGGGGGGCGCUAGCAGUCACGGCCACUCGGUGGAUUUUCGGCCAACACUGUUAAAGGGGAAACAGCCUACCAGCCCCCGUGCUUCAAAAGUCACUAAAUCUGGAUUUUGGAUCUCUUCGAUAUAUAGGAAUGUUCCUGCAUUCCACGCUGACUUCAAACACCGCUCUUCGUUUUCUCAAAUACUUGCAUAUCUGGAUGGAUGGAGCCCAAUGAUCAGCUUCACUAGUUAAGUUAAACUCUGAGUUAUGAUGUUUUUUUUCCCCAUCAUCCUGAGCCACCCUUUUCCUCCUUUUCUCUUGCCCCUCAACCCCACUUUCUGGUUUGUGGCAGUGAAAGUGAGUGUGUGUGUGUGAGCGCGCGCGUGUGAGUGUGUGUGUGUGUGUGUCAGUGACACAGUACUCGCACGUGUAUCCUAGCAAGUGGGAAACACUCCAUCUGCCCAUGACUAUGGGUGACAUCAGUGACUUGGACAGACAGAUUGACCAGCUGAGGAGGUGUGAGCUCAUCAAGGAAAAUGAGGUCAAAGCUCUGUGUGCCAAAGCCAGGGAGAUUUUGGUGGAGGAGAGCAAUGUUCAGAGAGUGGAUUCUCCAGUUACCGUAUGUGGUGAUAUCCACGGGCAGUUUUAUGACCUCAAGGAGUUGUUCAGGGUAGGCGGUGAUGUUCCAGAGACAAAUUACCUCUUCAUGGGUGACUUUGUGGACCGAGGAUUCUACAGUGUAGAAACGUUCCUGCUGCUGCUUGCACUCAAGGUGCGAUACCCCGACAGAAUCACACUGAUCAGAGGGAACCAUGAGUCCCGGCAGAUCACACAGGUGUAUGGCUUUUAUGACGAGUGUCUGAGAAAGUACGGCUCUGUCACCGUGUGGAGAUACUGCACAGAGAUCUUCGACUAUCUGUCCCUCUCAGCCAUCAUCGAUGGGAAGAUCUUCUGUGUGCAUGGCGGUCUCUCUCCUUCCAUCCAAACUUUGGACCAGAUUAGAACCAUCGACCGGAAGCAGGAGGUGCCACACGAUGGGCCCAUGUGUGAUUUGCUGUGGUCUGACCCGGAAGACACGACUGGAUGGGGUGUAAGUCCCAGGGGCGCAGGAUACCUGUUUGGCAGUGACGUUGUGGCACAGUUUAACGCAGCAAACGACAUUGACAUGAUCUGUAGGGCCCACCAGCUUGUAAUGGAAGGCUACAAGUGGCACUUCAACGAAACUGUACUGACUGUAUGGUCAGCACCUAAUUACUGCUAUAGGUGCGGGAAUGUGGCAGCAAUAUUGGAGUUGGAUGAGCACCUGCAGAAAGAGUUUAUCAUAUUUGAAGCAGCUCCACAGGAAACCAGGGGCAUCCCCUCCAAAAAGCCAGUGGCUGACUACUUCCUGUGAUGUAGGCAGGAAAACAAUCUCGACAUAAACUAUAGGAGAUAACCCCCUUACAGUACUCACAUUCUCUCAUUCUCCCUUUCUACACCCUUCUGUCUGUUUGGGGGGGGGGGGGUUGCGCUUAUCCUCAAAACCUUUGUCCACUAUUCACUACCCCAUUUUUGUUUCUUUCUCCCUCAAAAAUGUGUAUAGUAGGUAUCACCCCUUCUGUGCUCCCUUUCCUCUGGGUACCUCUGCUGGCUGUCCCACAUGCCUUUCAUUUUCCCAUUUGUACACAGCAUUACUGUCUCUCAGCUAUUGUUGUGAAGUCACCCACACUGGCAGUAUGAGCUUAUACAUCCCCCAUACCUUGUAGCUUCAGCCUUUUUUAAAUUAUAAGUGAAUAGUCAUAUAGAAUGGUAAGGGGGUGAGAGGUGCGCAAGUGGAAGGGGCAGACAGGUGUGAUUUGAGAGGUUUAGAAUCCUCUCUUACAUUUAUGAGGCUACUGGAGGUUAUACUGUGUGGUGGGAGGAGUUUUACACUUGCAUUAUGAUUUUUUUUUUUUUUUCUUGCACCAUUUCUUUUAUAUCUUUCAUUUUAUCUGUGGUGAAGAAAACCAUGAAUAAUUUUCAGUUUGGUUAAGUUUCCUUUUCUGUCUUUUCUAACAGACAGAACUGGUGUUAAUGGAUCAAUUGGAGUAGCAGUUAUCAGUCUGAUCCAUUGCAGAGGACAAAAUUACAGGACUGGAGAUAACCUCUAUGUUUUGUUCAGUGAAUUUUAGGGAAGACUGCAGACAAAUGGGAACACAAUGCACCAAACUGAACUUUUUUUUUUCUCUGACCAAUCUCUGUAGGAGUUAUU
This is a messenger RNA of Megalops cyprinoides (Indo-Pacific tarpon), 2414 nucleotides long. RefSeq names its product protein phosphatase 4, catalytic subunit b (gene ppp4cb). Gene Ontology annotation, cellular component: nucleus; cytoplasm. The transcript is spliced from 10 exons. The coding region runs from base 648 to 1577 and encodes 309 amino acids. The record is from RefSeq and is a predicted model, not a curated record. Gene Ontology annotation, biological process: peptidyl-serine dephosphorylation; double-strand break repair via homologous recombination. Lineage: Eukaryota; Metazoa; Chordata; Actinopteri; Elopiformes; Megalopidae. Gene Ontology annotation, molecular function: protein serine/threonine phosphatase activity.